GUACUUAACAAGAUUUAUAGAGUUAAUGAGCUUGCUUCUACUACAAUACCAAUUAUGUCUUAUAAAGAUAACAGAGAAGUAGUUAACGCUGAAUUAAUAGACAACAGCAAAGACAUAAAAGUUAGUAUUAUGGAAAUAGAAGAAGCAGUUAUACAUAGAGUAAUUAGAAAUAAUAAUUUACAAAAUGAGCUUAGUAGAAUAGUGAGAUUACUUAAAAGAGAGGAGAAGCUAGAUAUAUAUACAGAUGGCUUACUAGUA
Scutellospora calospora is the source of this 258-nucleotide messenger RNA. Lineage: Eukaryota; Fungi; Glomeromycota; Glomeromycetes; Diversisporales; Gigasporaceae. The record is from the annotation of a GenBank genome assembly.